Molecule: messenger RNA, 3614 nt
Organism: Carassius carassius (crucian carp)
Lineage: Eukaryota; Metazoa; Chordata; Actinopteri; Cypriniformes; Cyprinidae
Product: D(2)-like dopamine receptor
Exons: 8
Coding region: 328-1683 (451 amino acids)
Biological process (GO): adenylate cyclase-inhibiting dopamine receptor signaling pathway; adenylate cyclase-activating adrenergic receptor signaling pathway
Cellular component (GO): presynaptic membrane; glutamatergic synapse
Molecular function (GO): dopamine neurotransmitter receptor activity, coupled via Gi/Go; G protein-coupled receptor activity
Source: RefSeq, a predicted model, not a curated record
GCGCCCGGCAUUCGCACUCUGCUGCUGACAGCACGCACUUGAUGUAACUAUUUAAAACUGGCUCUUAAAUUCAGAUGCAAGACUAGAAUAAAUUAGAAUAAAAAAAAUAAACUUUGACUUUUGAUUCAGUCAAGUGAAAUUCUUUAGCAUCUUGCAUAGUUCGAGAACACAGAACGCUUUGGCACAAACGAGUAUGGACAGUUUCAGCAUGUGCGUGGAAAAGAUGAUAAACAUCAAGAACUUGUGGAUAUAAUAGGACAGAAGAACUGUGCUCAUUCGUAAAAUCCUAUGGCUUGAAGUUUCAGGCUUCUUCCCUGGCCACAGCUCAUGGAUUUCCUCACGGAGUAUCCCUACAAUGACACUUAUUAUGACAACAGGACCGGGGCACUCAACAGCACAAGCUGUGAGGCCAAGCAUCAGUAUAACUACUAUGCCAUGCUCCUGACUCUCCUCAUCUUUGUCAUUGUCUUCGGCAAUGUGUUGGUGUGCAUGGCUGUCUCCCGAGAGAAAGCGCUGCAGACCACCACUAAUUACCUCAUUGUCAGCCUGGCGGUGGCAGAUCUUCUUGUGGCUACAUUAGUUAUGCCCUGGGUGGUGUACCUUGAGGUGGUGGGGGAGUGGCGUUUCAGUAAAAUCCAUUGUGACGUGUUCGUCACCCUGGACGUCAUGAUGUGCACAGCCAGCAUUCUUAAUCUGUGUGCUAUUAGUAUUGACAGGUACACGGCUGUUGCCAUGCCGAUGUUGUACAACACACGCUACAGCUCCAAGAAACGAGUCACGGUAAUGAUCUCGGUGGUUUGGGUGCUUUCGUUCACUAUUUCCUGCCCCCUGCUGUUUGGAUUAAAUAACACAGCUACACGGGAUGAGACCAUAUGUGAAAUCGCCAACCCCGCUUUUGUUGUCUACUCCUCCAUAAUGUCAUUCUAUGUGCCCUUCAUCGUCACCCUUCUCGUGUACGUGCAGAUCUACGUGGUUCUUCGCAAGCGGCGAAAACGGGUCAACACUAAACGGAGCUGCCAGAAGACAGACUCUGAUGCUCAGCCCCCUCUCAAGGAAAAGUGCACUCAUCCUGAAGAUGUGAAACUGUGCACAGUUAUCAUUAAGACCAACGGGGGUUUACCUGCCAAAAACAAGAAAGCACAGCUGAUAAAGGAGGUCCUGCACCAAGGUGCUGAUGUUGGAGUGGACAUCGUGGCAGGCACCAGCCCUCCUGAGAAAAAGAAACUGGCAUCCACUCUGGUCGUCGACCUGCUGCCCAAACCAAGUCCAAUCCAUGCCUCUCCCACCCAUGGUGAAUGCCAGUCAAAUGGAGAUGAGAAAAAUGGGCAUACCAAGGAGGUUAAGACCCCUAAAGAAGCCAAACCUGUUGAAACUCAGGCACUGCCCAAUGGCAAAACCCGAACUACAGUGACCAAAACCAUGAGCAAGAGGAAGAUUUCGCAGCAUAAAGAAAAGAAGGCUACUCAGAUGCUGGCUAUUGUUCUAGGUGUUUUCAUUAUUUGCUGGCUGCCCUUUUUUAUUACUCACAUUUUGAAAACUCACUGCACAAGCUGCGUGGUGCCACUGGAAAUGUACAAUGCCUUCACUUGGCUGGGAUAUGUAAACAGCGCCGUCAACCCCAUCAUAUAUACCACUUUCAAUGUGGAGUUCAGAAAGGCUUUCAUAAAGAUAUUGCACUGCUGAGGACAUUAUUCACUGCACGCAUAGAGGAGGUGGAGAUGGAGGUUUUCGAAAGAGGUUAGUGCCAUCUUUCAACGCCAUGUGAAAUGAAGGAUUUAAAAAGCCAUGCUUUUAGGGCAGAGCAGAAGAACUCAUUACAGAAAAUGGAGGUUCAAAUGAAUGUCACCGUAGAAUUUUAUUUGCGAAUUUCCAUUAUUUCUGCCAGCGGAGUGCACAUGUGAACGUGUUUAUUCUCUUUGGCACUGGAGUGUAAAUGUGAUUAAUUGUAGAAUUGAAUUACAUUUGAAAUGAUCAGUAAUUGGAUCUUGCCACAAAGACUUUUAUGCAAGCAGAGAUCUGAAUGUCGUAAUUACAUCAUUAUAUCAAUUUAGUGGCAAACUGGUUACAAAGUGCUUGCAGCUCUGUUUAUUCAAGUAUUUAUUUAAUCACCAAUCUAUUUAUUUGUUUGGGAACUUGUUAAUUAAGAGAUAGCUAUUGUAAAGAAAAAUACAUAAAGUGAAAAUGCCAUUUAUGGUUUUAUAAAGCCAGGACUCAAAGAUAUUAAAGGUGCACUCAGUAAUGUUUUGUUUCUCAGCUGUUUGGACUGUCAUUCUGACGGCAUCCAUUCACUGCAGAGGAUUCAUUGGUGAGCAAGUGAUAUAAUGCUAAACUUCUACAAAUCCGUUCCGAUGAACUAACAAACUUAUCUACAUUUUGGAUGGCCUGAGGGUUAAUAAAUGUUAAGCAAUUUUGGGGUUAACUAUUCCUUUAAGAAAAAGGUUUAAAUUAACAAUGCGUCUUGUAGAAAUGUGCUGUUUGUGGUCAGUUGUGUAUAAAUUAUUUCAUGAGCUAAUGAUGUGAUAAUAGCCAAAAUAAACUAGUAUUUGUCUGGUCAUGUGAUCUCAGCAUGUCUGCCCAAUUAGGUACCCACUCGCUCCGCACUUUUUAUCAGAGCAUACAGUAUAAUUUUUUUUCAGUUAUUACUUUGUGUAAAAUGUUUUUAAGAACAAUACAUUUAUUUAUUUAUUUUUUAAACAGAAUGCACCUUUCAGCAAACAGAAAUGAAUGCCUUUGACUUACCGACUAUUAAGGACAAUGUAAAUAGGACUUAAAUAGUUUUAUUGAAGCCCAUGACAAAAAUUAUCAUGCAUGUUGCAUUUGUACUUCACUACACUGCAGCCAAUGUAUGUCUAUUGUGAUUGUGUGUGUGUGUGUGUGUGUGUGUGUGUACAGUACAUUACGAGUACACAAACUUAUCUGAGCUAUAUAAAGUUGUAUCUUUAUACUGAAGUAGGUGUUUUUAUUUGACGUGACAGAUCAUUUUUGUGGUUGAAAAAAAAGCACAAUUAAUUUGUGGGGGUGGUGCAAUUUCCCAUGUUAAUAACUGUGUUCCAUUUUAACAUGGCCAUAGAUAUCCACUGCUGGAUCAAAAUUCUGAAUAAUAAAAAUGUUGAAAUCAUCUUUUAUGAGAGAAAAAAAAAGUUUCAGGACAGAGUGAUUUAUUAUAUAGUACAUGAUAAUGACCAUUAACUUUGUUGCUUGUGAAGGUAAUAAUUGCACUUUAAUUUAGUUUCUUUUAUUUUCUUUGUUGAGAAAAAUGUCAUUACUGGUGUGAUGUAUAAAAUUGUCUUUCUCAGUGAUCGAUUUGAAAGCAGUCAUGAGAAAGAAAAUGAUAUGGUUCAAAAAAUAGACAUUGAUGUAAGUCAUCUUAAUGCUGAAUAGUGUAAUUUUUCAGUGUUAAAAUAGUUUAUGCCAUCACAGCUUAUGCAGACACAGCUUACGCAAACUAUAAGUAAGCCUAUUAAUAUUUAUAAAUGGUGUGAAGCUAUAAAACAUCACCGACCAGCCAGACACAGCAACACUAGGUCAACAAUUAGGGCGAGUUUGGGGUAUAUGUUUGUUUGUUUAGUUUUUUGUUGUUUGAAAUGUUCAUUAUUCUUGCAAUUCCAUUCAGU